Menidia menidia (Atlantic silverside) is the source of this 420-nucleotide messenger RNA. The record is from the annotation of a GenBank genome assembly. NCBI's taxonomy places the organism in Eukaryota, Metazoa, Chordata, Actinopteri, Atheriniformes, Atherinopsidae.
AUGGCAGGCCUGUGGAAAUCCUACCAGGUCUUGAUGACUAAAUACCCUUGGACGGUCCAGAUAGUCACAGCUGGUAAGAAGAAUCACAGCCGGCGAGCGGAUUCGGGGGUUUCCGGCCGGUCGAGGAGUCAAAAGCUGACGGCUCUUCUUUCUCUUUCUUUCUUCUCUCUGAAAACAAAGGGCCCCGUCAUCGGCAGCUGGUACAAAGUUUUGGACAAACUGGUGGUUGGAGGAACUAAAAGUGCUGCCAUGAAGAAAAUGCUGGUGGACCAGCUGGCUUUUGCUCCGUGUUUCUUGGGGGCGUUCCUCUGCAUCUCCGGGGCUCUGAACGGCCUGACGGUGGACGACAACGUGGCCAAACUCAAGCGGCUGUGGCCCCCGGUCCAGAUCGCCAACUUCUACUUUGUUCCGCUGCACCAC